Molecule: messenger RNA, 2517 nt
Organism: Yamadazyma jaroonii
Lineage: Eukaryota; Fungi; Ascomycota; Pichiomycetes; Serinales; Debaryomycetaceae
Source: the annotation of a GenBank genome assembly
AUGUUGAGGUGCGCGAAAUCGAUCACGAUGCUAAGGGUAAAGCCAUCCUUUAUGUUUGGACGUAGAUUAAUAGGCUCUAGAAGUUAUUCUAGGCCCAGUCAAGUUCUAUAUAGUGGAUUAAUUCACAAACGUCAAAUUAGUUUCAUCAAAUAUUUAAGAAUUCCAGGAUAUAUCGGAGGAACUGUUGCAGCAGGGGGAAGUUAUGUAGCUUACAAAGUUGAUCAAUUUGGUAAUUAUACCUCUGAUCAGUUCAGUAAACUUCGUGAUUUCACCGGGAACUUGUUUGAUAAAGGAUCUGAGUUCUUGAAAGCUGGCGAAGGUUCUAAAGAUGGAACGAGCAAUCAUACCAUGAAUACUAACGAUGGUGGUAGUGGAGGUGAUGGUGGUGGCGGUGGUGAUACUACUACUGCUUUAGCCACCGCUGCAGCCGUAGCUGUUUCUUCAGAGAAUGAAGAUGAUGAAGAAGCAGAAGAGUUCAAUCCUGAUGAUGAAAUUGAUGAUAAUGAGACCACUAAUGAUAUGCUUAAUUUAACUAAGAAAAUGAUAGAGAUCAGAAAUAUUUUAUCAUCAAUAGAUAAUACCAAUCACUUGAACUUACCAUCAAUUGUGGUAAUUGGAUCACAAUCCAGUGGGAAAUCAUCUGUUUUGGAAAGUAUUGUAGGUCAUGAAUUUUUACCUAAAGGUGAUAAUAUGGUAACAAAAAGGCCCAUUGAAUUAACAUUAGUUAAUGAUGAUGAAGCAGCAGCAGAAACCAUUGAAUUUCCAGCAUUGAAAAUGAAAAUCACUGACUUUAAACAGGCUCAGAAAGUAUUAAUUGAUUUAAACCUUGCUGUUCCCUCAACUACUUAUGUUUCUGAUGAUCCUAUCCAAGUAACUAUUAGAUCACCUAAAGUUCCGGAUUUAUCACUUGUAGAUUUACCAGGGUAUAUUCAAGUAGAAAGUUAUGACCAACCACCGGAAUUGAAGUUAAAGAUUAGACAAUUGUGUGAGAAAUAUUUAGCUAAACCUAAUAUUAUCCUUGCUAUAUCAGCAGCUAAUGUUGAUUUAGCCAAUUCUACAGCUUUGAGAGCUGCUAAAUUAGCAGAUCCUUUAGGUGAAAGAACUAUUGGUGUUAUCACCAAAUUAGAUCUUGUUGAACCAGAAUUAGCUGCACUGAUACUUAAUAAUAAGAAAUAUCCUCUUAAGAUGGGAUAUGUUGGAGUAAUCACCAAAAUUCCUGAUUCUAAUAAAAACUUCUUAACUAGAAAAUCAUUAAAUUCAAUUGAAAGUUAUAUGGCUCAACAAAUCAAUGAAUCCAAGUAUUUAAAUGAACAUAAAUCGGCAUUUUUCAAUUGUCAUGUUGGUACCAAAGUAUUGAAACACAGAUUAAUCAAGAUUUUAGAACGUUCAAUGAUUGAAAACUUGUCUCCAACUCAUUUAAUGAUUCAAAAAGAAUGGGAAGAAACCAAUUAUAAAUUUAAAGUUGAAUUUAAUGACGUUCCUUUGACUCCAAGAAUGUAUCUUGCUAAUAAUAUUGAUAUUUUGAAGUUAUCUAUCAAGGAAUUAUCAACAAAUUUCACUAAAAGAGAACUUAAAUCAGUAUUAAAGAAUGAACUUGAUCAAAAAAUCCUUAAUCUAUUAGCUCAAUAUUAUUGGGAUGAUAACCAAUUGAUCGAUAUCAAGAAUGAUGGGUAUUGGGAUAAAAAAUUAGAUAUUGUAGUUGGAUCAUUAACUAAAUUAGGUAUAGGUAGAUUAUCUACCAAUUUAACUACUAACAUUCUUAUUCAAGAAGUUGAAAACCUUGUUAAUAAUACCCAAUUAAAGAAUCAUCCACAGACCGUUAAAGCAGUUAAAGAAACAGCCCAAAAAGUCUUGGGGUCAAAAUAUUAUUCAACAGCUGAUCAAGUAGAAAAUUGUAUCAAACCUUUCAAAUAUGAGAUUGAAGUUGAAGAUAGAGAAUGGUUGAGUUCUAAAGAUGCUUCAUUAAAUAUCAUGAAAGAGGAAAUCAAAAAUUGUGAUGAAUUAUUACAUUCAUUAAAGAAUCAAGUUGGUGGUAGGAAACUCAAUCAAGUAAUUAAAUAUUUGAAAAACCUUGGUAAUAAUGUUGAUUAUUCAUCUAUUGAAACUUUAGGGUUUUCAAAUAGUUUAAUCAAUAAAGCUAAAUUAGGUAUUUUCUUAACUGACAGAUUAUCGAUUCUUAAAAUGAGAUACCAAUUAUUAAAGAGUAGUAAUAAGUGUAAGAAGAAAGACAAUAAGACUAUAUGUCCUGAAAUAUAUUUGGAUGUUAUAAAUUCCAAGAUUACCAACACUUCAGUAUUAUUCUUAAAUGUUGAAUUGUUGAAUGAUUUUUAUUAUAAUUUCCCAAGAGAAUUGGAUAAUAGAUUUUUUAAUAAUAUGUCUGAUGAAGAGAUGGAGAUGUUGGCUAUGGAAGAUGAGAAGAUCAAGAAUCAUAUUGACUUGCAAAAACGUAAAGAUUUAUUGACCUUAGCUUUGAAUAAGAUCGAAUCGAUCAUGGCAGCUAGAAGAUAUCAUAAUUAA